AUGCUCAUGGGGCCUGAGCCGUUGACCCAGCCAACCCGCCUCUUUGUUGGCGGGAUCCCCCAAGAUGUCACCCAAGAGCAGAUCGCCCAGCGGUUCAAGUCUUUCGGCACAGUGCAGAGUGUCGACCUGGCACCUGAGAAGGAAGGGUCUGUCACUGCCGGGCCCUUAGUGAGAUCUUGCCGGGGAUUUGCUUAUGUGCAGCUCACUCCCAAGGAUGCCGCAGCCCUUCAUCGCUGCAUCAGCAUGUACAAUGGGUGCAAGUGGAUGGGUGGUGUCCUGCGAGUGGAGCCCGCAAAGCCGGAUUACAAAGCUAAGUUUGCAGCGGAGGAGGCUGACGACUUGUGCCUUGAGCUGGAGGGGCAAAUUGCACCAGAGCAGCCAGACAGUGCAAUGCCGGAUCAGCCGAGCUCUGGGGAAAUUCCACCCCUCACUAUCCCCAGAAGAGAUGGCAAAAAGACCAUGAAGACGCAGCCGAACCGGGUGAAGACAUACUUCCCGCCAGUGAAGCAGCCUAGGGCUGAUGACCUGGCAUGGGGCCCUGUGGAGGCGCCACCUGGCGCCCUGACUCAGCAGCGAGUCAAUGCUCUGCUGACCCGCUUCCCCUCAUCCGCCAGGAUUGCACAGGCGCAAGCUGCUGUACCGAAUGGCGUUGCACAAGGCACCACUAAGCGGCAGGAGGCACCAGAGAAGGCUAAGGCGGCUGCAUCCGAGGAGCAAAUGAGUCAGGCAGCUGAGGAGGAUGAGGUCAUGCGUGAGAAUUCUAGCGAGUCUGAGGAGUUGGGGGCCGUGGACUUCAUGGACUCUGACGUGGAGGGGCCGGCAGCUGCAGCUGUGCAGGACUCGCGCUUUGACAGCUCUGACGAGGAUGAUGACUCAGCGCCGGCUGCGCACGGCAGGCACGCAGUAGCUCUUAUUCAGCCCUCUGACAAGAUGAAGGCCAGUGGCGUUGCUGGGAAUAGCAAGGUGCAGAGCAAAAGCGUGACAGGACCCAUGGUUGUGGAGCAAUCCACAGAGGGGACUGGGCCAUUGGCCGAUGGGGAGCACCAGCAGGUUGAGGUCAAGGCAGCAGCAAGCCGCAUCGACAGCAGUGAUGACGAGGAGGGCGGGGCCGCUGCAUUAGAGCCUGCAGGAUCUCUGAAGCCAGCUGGCAUGCUUGGGUUGUCCCAGGAAGAAAACAUGAUCAGUGCGGCAGAUGACAGCGAGACAGAUGAGAGCGAGUCAGAUGGCGGCUUGCAGAGUGCAAGUGGUGACAGUGACAUUGCGAGCAGCAGCAAUGAUGAGGGGGGUAGCAAAGGGAAUGACAUGUCAGAAGAUGAGAAUGCUGGACCUGCUGGAGGAGAUGUUCAUGCUGGAGGCCAAAUCCAAGCGCUGUCAGAUGAAGUGGGAGCAGUGGAAGAGCAGCAGGGUGAUCGUGACAUUGACAGUGAGGGAGAGGACACAGAUGACGGGGAUGCACAGGAGCAUGGGAGUGAGACAGAUGAGGCUGAGACGAGCUCUGAGCACUUGCAAGAGCCUGGCGCUGGCAUGGAGAGAGUUGCUGCAGAGGUUGGCAUGGGCCCAGAGCUGCCUGCUCCUGAUGCAGAGACCAACAGCGACUUAGAGGAAGCCGUCACUCCUUGUGAUGUGGAAGGAGCAUCACAUGGUCAAAGGAGUGGAGACAUGAGGGCCCAGCAAGGCAAGGAAGCCUUCCUUGCAGGGCUGGCAGGGGUGCUGCCCCAGGGAGCAGCUUUUUGCAGAUUGGUGGGAGGCAAUGAGGUGGAGGCAGCAUGGCGAGCAACGAGAGACUCUCUGGUGGCCGACUACAAGAGCAAGCGGCGCACAGCUCUCAAGCAGCUGCCCACAAAGAAGCGCGGCCGCUUCCAUGCUUGA
This is a messenger RNA of Coccomyxa subellipsoidea C-169, 1869 nucleotides long. RefSeq lists its product as hypothetical. Gene Ontology annotation, molecular function: RNA binding. Lineage: Eukaryota; Viridiplantae; Chlorophyta; Trebouxiophyceae; Coccomyxaceae. Bases 1 to 1869 code for a protein of 622 amino acids. The transcript has 6 exons. The record is from RefSeq and is a predicted model, not a curated record.